Molecule: messenger RNA, 884 nt
Organism: Nelumbo nucifera (sacred lotus)
Lineage: Eukaryota; Viridiplantae; Streptophyta; Magnoliopsida; Proteales; Nelumbonaceae
Source: RefSeq, a predicted model, not a curated record
UAAGAAGGAAAAUGUGUAGAUGUAUCCAUAUAUAUAUGAAGCAUAAUUUUUAGCUUGUUUUGGUAAAUGAGUUCACAGUAAGUAAGACUUAAUUAGAGCUUGAGAGAGAUCUAGAGAGAGAGAGAGAGAGAUGAAAGAGGAAAAGCUGGAUGUGAUUCUGGUUCCUUUGGGUCUGUUGGUGAUGGCAAUGUAUAACGGGUGGCUGUUAAUAACCAUCCUUCGCACCCCAACGCGGACUGCCAUAGGUCUCAACGCAGUGAGUAGGCAACAAUGGGUCAUUUCCAUGAUGGCUGAUCCUGCACAUAAUGGCAUGUUGGCAGUUCAAACAAUUCGUAACAGCAUAAUGGCAUCCGCAUUACUAGCAACAACAGCCAUAACUCUAUGUUCGAUCAUCGGCGUCAUCGUCAACAACUUAUUGGUUCAUGGCAGCAGUAAGACUUAUUCCCUCUUCUACACAGUCAAGUAUUUGGCCAUCUUGCUCUGUUUCUUUGUUGCUUUCAUUUGCAAUGUGCAAUCUAUUCGGCAUUAUGCCCAUGUUAGCUACUUGGUCACAAUUCCGGCAUUGAAAGAUAGAAUAGAUUCAAUUGCUUACAUGGCGACCAGCCUCAACUGGGGAUGCUACUUCUGGUUCCUUGGAUUGCGUGCUUUCUACAUUUCCUUCCCUCUCUUCCUUUGGAAUUUUGGGGCCAUACCCAUGUUCGCUUGUUGCUGCUUGAUGCCCUGUAUACAGUAUUUCUUGGAUACGACCACCAGUCUUACACGGAGCCUUCAUGGUUCUUGUUUUGGAGAGGGGAUGGUGAGAAUGGAUGAUGUUGAAUCAUCUACUCACCCGCCUUUGUUGUCCCGCACUUGUAAUAUUGUUUAUUAGUUAAUUAAUUAGUUGA